Messenger RNA from Papaver somniferum (opium poppy), 1552 nucleotides. Its product is annotated as probable purine permease 11. Gene Ontology annotation, molecular function: purine nucleoside transmembrane transporter activity. Lineage: Eukaryota; Viridiplantae; Streptophyta; Magnoliopsida; Ranunculales; Papaveraceae. The record is from RefSeq and is a predicted model, not a curated record. Gene Ontology annotation, cellular component: membrane. The transcript is spliced from 2 exons. The coding region runs from base 354 to 1514 and encodes 386 amino acids.
ACUAAAGGCGCCCCAACUGAUUGAAGUCCCAAAACUUGUGUUUAACCGCAUCAUGCAUAAUCGAUGAUCAAGGGUUGUGAAGGUGUGGAGUGGACUAAGGCACAAAUUAUGAUGGGUAUGGUUAUGUUUUUCUUGAAAUGCGUGUUGAGUAAAGACAACAUCUAUUAUAAAUACAUUCAUUCAUACAAUCACGUGUAACUUGUCACCAAAUUUGGAUCAUCUAUAAAUCUCUCUUCUUCUGCCAUCAGAUUGUUAAAGUUGUUCUGAAACAAGAAUUUCUGUGGGAGAAAGAAAGAGAGAUUUAUUGUAAUACUGCUGUGUUAUCACCAUUCCCAGUACCUACUUAUCAUUUAAUGGGAGAAAUUCAAGAAGUGCAACUCCAAAUCAAAUGUCAAGAAUCAAAAGAGGUAUCGGCAAAAAGUGGUAGUGAUGACCCAGCAUCUGCGUCGACCAUGAAAGGCAGCAAACGCUAUAAUCGGUGGCUCAGGGUGACGCUUUAUGGGUUUCUGCUUAUAUCUGGUCAAUCAGUAGCCACUCUUUUAGGUGAGUUAUACUAUGAUAAAGGCGGGAAUAGCAAAUGGAUGGCGACAUUGGUACAAUCAGCUGGGUUUCCUGUGCUGUUUAUCCCGCUGAUUGUUGUCAAGAUAUACUUGACACCGCCAAUCAGUUCUACCACCACCUCAACCACCACCAAACCCUCAGCAUCCGUAUCGACAUUAGCACUCCUUUACAUCUCGCUUGGAGUGCUAAUAGCGGGAAACGGCAUGUUGUACUCCUAUGGGCUCUUAUAUCUUCCGGUGUCUACAUACUCUCUAUUAUGUGCAACUCAAUUAGUUUUUAAUGCAAUAUUCUCCUUCUUUAUCAACUCACAGAAAUUCACAGCUUUCAUAUUCAAUUCUUUGAUUCUCCUCACCAUGUCAGUGGUGCUUCUAUCUAUCGAUCCCGAUGGCUCUUCAAAGUCAACAACAAUUCCUCAAGGUAAAUACGUUAUUGGAUUCAUAUGCACACUUAGUGCCUCGGCCGGUUACUCCUUGUUACUUUCUCUGACACAACUCAGCUUUGAGAAAGUGAUAAAAAAUGAAACCAUCUAUGCCGUACUAGAAAUGUCAAUCUCUACAUCGGUCGUAUCUACUUGUACUUGUUUAGUCGGAUUAUUUGCUAGUGGAGAUUGGAGGCGAUUGAAGAACGAGAUUAACGAUUAUGGAGAAGGUGGUGUUUCGUAUGUGAUGACUUUGGUGUGGAUAGCAGUAACUUGGCAAGUAUCAUCUGUUGGUAUACUUGGGUUAGUAUUUGAAGCAUCUUCACUCUUUUCCAAUGUCAUUAGCACAUUAGGCUCACCUAUUGUUCCCAUUUUUUCUGUGAUAUUUUUUCAUGACAAAUUGGAUGGGGUAAAGAUAGUGGCAAUGUUGUUAUCUCUUUGGGGUUUCGUUUCUUAUAUCUAUCAGCAUUAUCUUGAUGACUGUAAGGCAAAAGAAACAACGACAGUUGAUGAUCAAAAUGAAGAGAAAUGCUAAAUCAUCUGAAUUGUCACCCUUUUCCAUUGAUUAGUACC